Molecule: messenger RNA, 3372 nt
Organism: Salarias fasciatus (jewelled blenny)
Lineage: Eukaryota; Metazoa; Chordata; Actinopteri; Blenniiformes; Blenniidae
Gene: igfbp5b
Product: insulin-like growth factor binding protein 5b
Exons: 4
Coding region: 1-819 (272 amino acids)
Biological process (GO): regulation of insulin-like growth factor receptor signaling pathway
Cellular component (GO): extracellular region
Molecular function (GO): fibronectin binding; insulin-like growth factor II binding; insulin-like growth factor I binding
Source: RefSeq, a predicted model, not a curated record
AUGUUUCUGAGCGUGUGCCUCCUGGUGACAUUUAUCUUGGGGCUGUCCGGGUGCCUGGGCUCGUACGUGCCGUGCGAGCCCUGCGACCAGAAGGCGCUGUCCAUGUGCCCUCCGGUGCCGGUCGGCUGCCAGCUGGUCAAGGAGCCCGGCUGCGGCUGCUGCCUAACGUGCGCCCUGUCCGAGGGGCAGGCGUGCGGCGUUUACACCGGGACGUGCACGCAGGGCCUCCGCUGCCUGCCGAGGAGCGGGGAGGAGAAGCCCCUGCACGCGCUCCUCCACGGCAGGGGAGUGUGCACCAACGAGAAAGGAUACAAACCUGCCCACCCGCCCGUAGAUCGUGAGUCUCGAGAGCAUGAAGACACCUUAACCACAGAGAUUACAGAGGAGCUGCAGCCAGCUAAAGUGCCACUCCUCCACAAAGACAAGUCACAAGACAUUAUGAAUACUAGAAAAGUCCAUGCCGUGCGCAAGGCGCAGAAGAGGAAGGAAGGCAAGCAGCGCUCCAUGGGAUCCCCCAUGGAUUACUCCCCGCUGCCCAUCGACAAGCAUGAGCCUGAGUUUGGUCCAUGCAGAAGAAAACUGGAUGGCAUCAUUCAGGGCAUGAAGGACACUUCUCGUGUAAUGGCUCUGUCUUUGUACCUUCCCAACUGUGACAGAAAAGGAUUUUUCAAGCGCAAACAGUGCAAACCGUCCCGUGGCCGCAAGCGAGGCAUCUGCUGGUGCGUGGACAAGUACGGCGUGCAGCUCCCGGGCACGGACUACAGCGGUGGGGACAUUCAAUGUAAGGACCUGGAGAGCAGCAACAACAACAACGAGUGAAGCCGGGGAGGGGCAGAAACACCAGCCUGGACUUUCCCCUAACCCCAGUUUCCCCCACUACGCCCGCCCCCUCCUCACCACCACGUGACCCAGGGCCCACGCCUCCUCUCCCAGUCACACCUGUAUGCUCCGCCCUCCGUUCACUUCAACAUUUGUUUUCUUUUUUUUUUUUUUUGCAAAGAAGAAGAAAAAAAACCCAAACAAGAGGCUGAAAAAAGACACUUGUAUUUUAUUAUUUUUUUCUUUUUCCGUUUGUUGACCAAGAACUCUUCUCCAAAUGAGGGGAAAAGUCUCAGAAGAUGUACCAGAUCCCCUGACUGUUGUCUGCCGGACCCCUUCAAUCCCCCCACCUUGUACGAGCUGGGUGAUCCAUGAAAAUAUAUGCACAACAAUGGAUAUAUUUUUAUAGAAGCUAUGGGGGUUUCGAUACAACACUUUGUAUGAUGUAAAAUUAACACAAUGCCGUUGUGACGACAAGAGAAAAAAAAAGAAGAAGAAGAAGAAGCAUCAGGCGCAUUGAUCGGAAACAAUUCAGUUUUAUGCCGUGGGAAGUGAGGUCGCUGUGGAACUGAUGAUUGGCAGAGUCGUUUGCGUUUAUCUGUUUUCCAAAAGAACUAAAAAAAAAAGAAAGAAAAAAAAAAGAAACGAGAUAGGAGUAUGCUGUAACAGUUGACUCUAUCUGGGUUUGUGGUUCUGUCAGAGCACUUAUGAAUAGGGGAACCUGCUUAGAUAUGUGUGACUUCACGAGUCGAUGCAUGCGUGGGUGCGUGCGUGUGUGUACAGUUCGAAUGCGUGGUACGUAUGAGCCUAUGUCGGCGUGUGACGGAGUGAGCCUAUUACAGAAAAAAAAAGAAUGUCCUUUUUUUUGUUGUCUUUUCUCUUUUGUUUUCACUUUGUCACAAGUAUUUGCUAGCGCUUGAGGCGGUCUUGGGGCUGGCCUUCUCUUUUUGUUGUAAAGUACGUCUUGGGACACAGAGCGUUCAGAAGCGAAAGAGCGAGCGGAUCGUCAAGGAUGAACCUAUUGUAAGUGGCUCUUCGACAAUGUAGCUAGCCUGAUAUGCCAACUGUGCCUAUUUGAACAGACACUGCCAUGCAGGGCGACACAGAGCUUAGAGAGCGCCGACUCCACUGGCCGAAUCAAGGUUUUUUUUUUUGUUUUGUUUUUUUUUUUUACAACUCCAGCGACGGGACUCAAGUUCGACUUUUUCCGGGUUGCAAAUCGAACUUGCCAGCCGGGUCGCUCCUCUGAUUUGUUUGUGUGAAGUGUAGUUUUGUAUGGUUUUGUUUGUGCUGUUUUCUUUGCCUUCAGUGAAGUACAGACCGCCCACUUUUGAGCCAUGUUCCUUUAUCAAGUGGUUUCCCCUCAGUACUGCUACUACAGUGUAACCAUGGUGUAUUACAUUACUUUUAAAUAUAGUUACUGAAUGUUUUUUUUUUUUUCCUGUAGAAACAAAAUAUGUCAAUAAUGUAAUUGUGCUUGGGGGGGGGGGGAGGAUUUUUCACCUGUAAAGAAUUUGAAUAAUUCCUUGAAGCCUGUAGGGAGGAUGACCCCGCCGUCGUUUGACUGCAGGGUGGUCAAAGAAGCUAACCCUCGGCAACCCUUUUGCUCACAUGCGUCCAUGCGGAGGUUACCUGUCUGCAUCCGAGCGGGGGCGUGAGGGAAAUCAAAAAGGUUACAGGUUAUGACAGGGUCUUAAAAUACGAGUCGUUCUCUCUCUGUGUGCAAGUCACAGUGCCUUCCUACAUGCAAAUACAAUAUAAAUGCUGACGUGAAAGUGACACGGAUAUCACAACAGGGCAGACGGCCCCCCCGCCGGGGCCGCUCACUUGAUAAAGAGGUCUGGGAUCAGUUCUGAAUGUGGCAGGUUUCUGUCAAUGGUGUCCGGAGCGUCACUUUCGUACACCUCUGCCUUUACCUCGGGGUAAUUCUGGACGAGAAUGACGUGUGAGGAGCCGCUGUGUUGCCGUACUCAGUUCAACCUCCUUCUUCUCUUUCUUUGACAACCAAUAAGCUAAGAUUCUCGCUUUUUUUUUUCAUGUGAAUGCCAAUGUAUAUGAUUGCCAGAGAGGGGAAGCCAAAGGAUGAUAGCGAGGUGAAUCAAGCAGUUUAUUUUUUGUUUGUUUGUUUGUUUAGUUUUUUUCCCGACAGUAAUGUUAAGUGCAUCCUUAAUGGCUUCCGGUUGUGAAUAUCUUAUCAAGGCUCCUUUGCCCAGAACUUCCAACACCAAAAUCCCCACUACCACUUUCGAAAAGAAAAAAAAAAAAAAAAAAAAAAAGAAUUAAAAAAAAAAAAAGCAGCUUGCACUUCUUCUUUUCAGUUACUCACUAUUGAUAUUGACACAACAACGACAUCCUGAGAUGUGGUAUCAUGAAGUUAGUGGAACAACAAAGCAAAGCUAAAUGUCGCGUCGUCUUGUGCUUACCUUUCCAAGGUGGUGCUUUUUUUUUUUUUUUGUUUUUGAGGUAGCAAAAAUUUGUCGACAGGGGCCGUCGAAGCCCACGCCCGGGACCUCCAAUACGGCAGCAGCAUCCUUGAGCGACUACGAUCGGUGG